GUUGCAUCGGUGAAAUUGGUCCGACGGGGGAAUAAUUAACUACGAAAUAACUGACAAGUUCUGUUAACAAAAUUAUACGUUAAAAAGCUGCAUGUUUAAUCGUAGUCUUAGCUCAGUGUUACCAGUAACAAACCUGGGAAGAAUGAAAGCUAAAGCUCUGCUUCGGAUAUUUGGCGUGUUUUUCUUGUCAGUCGCGGCUGCCGGGGAGAUGCUGAACAUCCCGGGGGGAAGCAUGCUGAUGGGAACUACAGCGACUGACGGGAGGGAUGGAGAGUCCCCCACCAGGGAGGUUGAGGUGCAGUCUUUUAAAAUAGACAAAUACCCUGUCACGAAUGCUGAUUUCAGAGACUUUGUGAGAGCACAGAAAUAUAAAACUGAAGCUGAGACAUUUGGCUGGAGUUUUGUGUUUCAGGACUUUGUGUCUGACGAGUUGAAGAGCAAAGUCACUCAGAGAAUUGAGUCUGCUCCUUGGUGGUUGCCCAUAGAGAGAGUCUUUUGGAGGCAGCCUGCAGGACCGGGUUCAGGAAUUCGGGAACGUCUGGACUUUCCAGUGGUGCAGGUCAGCUGGAAUGAUGCUCAGGCUUUCUGCAGCUGGAAAGACAACAGACUGCCCACAGAGGAGGAGUGGGAGUGGGCUGCACGUGGAGGGCUGCAAGGUCGAACUUAUCCAUGGGGAAACAAGUUCCAGGCCAACAGAACCAACCUGUGGCAGGGAAAGUUUCCUGAUCGAGACACUGCAGAGGAUGGAUAUCAUGGCACCUCUCCUGUCACAGCAUUUCCUCCUCAGAACAGUUACGGACUAUAUGACAUGAUGGGAAACACAUGGGAGUGGACAUCCACACCCUUUCCAGCUGCACGGCCAAUGUAUGUGCUGCGGGGUGCCUCCUGGAUCGACACGGUGGAUGGUUCAGCCAAUCACAAGGCUCGAAUCACAACCAGGAUGGGCAAUACCCCUGACUCUGCCUCUGAUAACCUGGGAUUCAGGUGUGCUGGCAAUGUUGGACAGAAACAAGCCAAGAAGCAAGACAAAGCAGAACUGUAGCAACAAAGUGUUGAUUUGAAGCAGCAGUGUCUCCUUUGUUAUUAAUUAAUCUCAUGGUCUUCAAGUUGAGUACCAGUUAAUGAAAGGGCCCAGUUAAAAAAAAAAAAAGAAAAAGAUUGAUGAACAAUAUAACAAAUUAUUUUUCUCUUGUG
This is a messenger RNA of Melanotaenia boesemani (Boeseman's rainbowfish), 1194 nucleotides long. RefSeq names its product sulfatase modifying factor 2 (gene sumf2). Gene Ontology annotation, cellular component: endoplasmic reticulum. The record is from RefSeq and is a predicted model, not a curated record. The transcript is spliced from 9 exons. Bases 92 to 1042 code for a protein of 316 amino acids. Lineage: Eukaryota; Metazoa; Chordata; Actinopteri; Atheriniformes; Melanotaeniidae.